Podospora bellae-mahoneyi is the source of this 2290-nucleotide messenger RNA. RefSeq lists its product as uncharacterized. Lineage: Eukaryota; Fungi; Ascomycota; Sordariomycetes; Sordariales; Podosporaceae. The record is from RefSeq and is a predicted model, not a curated record. The transcript is spliced from 7 exons. The coding region runs from base 1 to 2085 and encodes 694 amino acids. Gene Ontology annotation, molecular function: ATP binding; nucleic acid binding.
AUGUCAGAUAACGAGUACGACGACGAUGUUUUUGACCAUCUUGAACUUGACGAUGAUGAUGUGUUUGACGACAUCGACGAAGACGAGCUUGUGGCCCUCGAGCGACCUGCAAAACGGGUCAAGACCGAAGCAUCAGAGGUCGAAAGGAAUCCAGCGCUUGGCGAUAGUCACAGUGCACUGGCCGAACGGAUUCUUUCCAACCAGCUUGGCUUCAAGGCGUUGCGGCACGAGCAGGCAGCCGCCAUUCAGCAUAUUCUGAAAGGCGAUAAUGUCCUCGUCAUUUUCCCCACGGGCGCAGGCAAGUCGUUGUGCUAUCAAAUCCCCUCCAUUGCCUUCCCCGAGCUGGACGGCCCAGAGGGCGCACGAGAGCCAGCCGAGACAGGCGUGACCAUUGUGGUCUCACCUCUGGUCGCCUUGAUGAAAGAUCAGGUCGAUGUCCUCAAGAAACGCGGCAUCCCGGCCGAAAGCAUUGAUUCAAGCAAGACUUGGGAAGAACUUCAAGAUAUACCGUGCUCUGGCAUGAUCACAGUUACGGAUCUUGUACUGCGCAUCAGAGCGACUGAACAACGAGGGCUUCAUCGAAACCGUCAAACGGACUCCUGGCGGCAUCCGGCGUGUCGUUUGUCUCACGGCUACGGCUACUCCAAGGUUGCCGAGGACAUUUGCAAGGCAUUCUCAAUACAGCCAGCAUAUGUCUUCCGAACAACACCAUACAGACCAAAUUUUGAAUUCCUAGCCAAAACUGUUUGCAAAGAGUACAACCGGGAUAUCAGUGUCUCCCUAGAUAUCAUGCGAGGCUUUCAUGUCAAGUCGGAGAGCGACAAGCGCUUUGAAGAAUUGUUCAGGUUUCUGCGUGCCAACCCAGGGCCGACUCUCAUUUAUGUCGCCAUGCAGCAGCAAUCCGAGAUCCACGCCAAAGUGUUGGCUGCGCAGGGCUUCAAGGCCGCGCCUUUCCACGCCGGGCUCAAGACCGAAGUCAAACAACGGAUCCAAGACGACUUCCUCUCUGGAAAAGUUGACAUUAACUCUCAGGUCUGUGUCACGAUUGCAUUCGGCAUGGGCAUCGACAAACCAGAUAUAAGGAACGUGGUUCACUGGGACUUGUCUAACACAGUCGAAGAAUACAGCCAGCAGAUUGGGCGUGCAGGAUGGGACGGAAAACCGAGCAAAUGUAUGUUCUAUCUUGCUCCUAGCGCCUUCUACCUGCGCGAGGUCUUUGCUCGCGGUGACCUCCCGUCAAGAAGCUCGCUGGCCGGGUUGGUUUUUGAUAUCUUCAAGGAAGCUUUAGAGGUCCCUGUCGGGGGUGUCUUCAAGACCAAUCACUGUCGGCAGCAAAAGGACUUUGAUAUACGACCAAGUACCGUCAGCAUCAUCUACGCCACCUUGGAGCUCCAUUUCGGCUUCAUUCGAGCUACGACCUCGGAGUAUUCAACCUACAAGUUUGAGGCUAUGCCUCCCGUCAUCGACGCCAUCUACAAGAACGCCAAGAAGAAGCUCAAGUGGUACGAUCUUGAUGUUAACGAAGCUGCGUCGUACAAGAACACAGGCUUGACCCGUGGCGACAUCGUGGCCAAGCUGAACCAGCUUGAUCAACAGGGCCACAUUAGACUGAAAGCGAGCGGCCUAAUGAACCGCUACAUUGUCCAAAAAGCCUUGCCCAGGACACACAAGGACAAAGAAAAGGUGGUUGACAAGUUGUACAAGGAUUCGACAGAUCGAGAAAAAGAUGCCCUGCAACGAUGCAAGGAGGUCAUGAGUUUGAUCACCGGCUCCAAGUGUUUUGCCUUGUCUCUGGCACAACACUUUGGUAUGGGCCUGCCCAAAGACAAGGAAAAGCAAACCAAUCCAGCCCCCCAAACUCACUGUGACGCCAACGAUGGCUUCAAGCAUUCAAAAGGUCCUCGAAGCUACAAUGCCAGAGAUGACCCACGCUUCCUCGCGCGCGUGGCGUAUGGUAUUCGAAGCCCCCGGGUGACGGCGUUGAAACUGGACAAGAGCCCGGUGUUUCGUUCAUUGGCUCAUCACGAUUUUGAAGCGCUGUUGGCUGAGUUUACCAAGGCUUGUGAGAAGAAGAUUAAUAAAUGACGUCCUAGUCAAUGUUGGUCACCAGCUAUCUUGAUGAAGGGGAGGAUCACAGAUCUAUGGGAUAAAUGUUUAUCAUCCAUUUUUUGCUGUGGUGUGAAUGGUUUAGUUCCAGGUUGCGGAAUGCGCCAAGGUCAUAUAGUUAGUACUACCGUAUGCAUGUACGAAUUACCUAGAACCACGAUAGUUACGGUUCUCUUAGCUUUUG